AUGGAGCCGGGCGAGCUGCCGGCGGAUCUGACCGUCGCACACGCGGACCGCGUCGACGUGGUUGUCGACGACGCGCCGGACCGCGCACCCGCUGACGUGGCGGCGAGGGAGCGCGAGUGGAGCGGCGAGGGCGGGCGGCGCGCGUGCGGCGAUAGGGCGAGCGGCGAUCGCGCGUUCCAGUGGCUGCUGGCGCCCGUGUCGCCCGCGCGGUUCUACGAGCAGUGGUGGGAGCGCCGCGUGGGCCUCGUGCUUCGCCCGCUCAGCAGGUUGGAGUACUACGGGGGGUGGUUCGGGCGUGCUGACGUGGACAAGCUAUUGAGGGCGGGCGUGCUGCGCUAUGGCACCAACAUCGAUGUCGUGCGGUACAGUGCGGUGCACGGCGGUGCACGGGAGACGCUUAAUGGGGAGGGCGUGGCAGACGCGGAGAGGGUGUGGGGGUUGUUCGAGAGCGGGUGCUCGCUGCGAGUGCUGCACCCGCAGCUGUGGAGCGACCACCUGUGGCUGCUGCUGGGCGCGCUGGAGCACCACUGGCAGGGCAACGUGGUUGCGCACGUGACCAUGUGUGCAGGCCAUCAUGUCGCACUCUGUCAAGUCGCAGCAUGCACACCAGUGCGCCCACUGCCACGGGCGCCCACUGCCGCGGGUGGCUACUCUUUCAUGCCGCAGCUCACCUGCUUCCUCGCAGUUACCUCGCUGCAACCAACCACCGCACCACUCGCCCGCUCCCAUCCCAUCUCUCACCACCCUCACUCACGCGCACGCUGCAACGUGUACCUGACCCCGCCGGCAUCGCAGGGUUUCAGCCCGCACUACGAUGACAUCGAUGCCUUCGUGCUGCAGAUCGAGGGGUGCAAGCGCUGGCGCUGCUACCAGGGGGUCAAAGGGGAGCAGGAGGAUGGCGAGGACGAGGACGAGAACGCAGGGGAAGGGGACAGGGAUGGUGAGAGGGGGGACGAGGAGGCAGGGGGGGAGGAGGGGUUGCUGCCGCGCUUUUCGAGUCGGGAUUUCCAGCAGCAGGAGCUGAUACAGCCGCCCAUUCUGGAUGUGGUGCUGCGCCCGGGCGACCUCCUGUGA
Messenger RNA from Closterium sp. Naga37s-1, 1074 nucleotides. The record is from the annotation of a GenBank genome assembly. NCBI's taxonomy places the organism in Eukaryota, Viridiplantae, Streptophyta, Zygnematophyceae, Desmidiales, Closteriaceae.